CUCAAGACGCUUAUCACGUCAUUAUAACUUUGUCUCGUUACAGUGAAUCAUGAAUGUGGGGGAAGAGGAUCUGUGUUAUAAAGCACAUGAAAUGGAAGUGGAGGAAGACUUUUACCCGUUUGGCUUGAGCGCUGAUGAAGAUGCGCAGGUGUACAAGGACAACGGGGAUCUGUUCACGGCGCACGAAGUUCUGCUGGCGGCUCGGCUCGGCAACGCGCUGCUCUUAGAAAACCGACAGCUGAAGGAAGACAGACAGACACUUCAUGACAAAUACACACAGCAGCUGGAGGAGCUGCAGCAGGGCAGGUAUGAGCUGCAGGUGAAGCUGGACAGCUGCCAGGCACACUGGGAGAGUCAGGUGGGCGAACUGGAGCGGGAUGCACGGGAGCUACAUUCUCAGGUGGAAAGACUGACGCAUAGCCUGUGUGAGGCAGAGAAAGAAAAGACCAGACUGAAGCAUGAACACAGUGAACAGAGCAACAGACUGCGAGAACAGCUCCGGAGGGCAAUGGAGGUAGAGCAAACCGUGACCUGCAAGUUGAAGAGAUUGAAAGAUGAAAUGAGAGAGAGGGGGAACUCCAGACCCGAGGAUGAAGAAGUUAUCAGCGCUCUUAGAGAACAGAUAGCGCGUCUCGUGCAGCGAGAGCAAACACUAGAGCAGCGCUUGAAGACAUCGUGUCAAGAGAAUGAGGACAUACGAGAGAGUGUGUCCUCUCUACACACACGCCUGGAUUUCCAGGAACAACAGUGUCAAACACACACUCAACAGCUGGCAGAGGCCUGGCGUGAGGUGGAGUCAUCCCGUGCUCGGACGCAGGAGCUACAGUCUCAGGUAGAUGAGCUCCAGGAGGAGGUGGCCCUCCGGGAGAACAGCCACCAUGAUACAUCGUUAUUGUCUGAGCUUGAGAACAGCCUGGACGCUUUGAGCCGGAGCCAGGACAAUGAACAGGAAAUGAGAAGGUCCAUUGUGGGAGAAGUGAGCGAUCCUUGUGAGAAUUCGGCCGGACUGCAGGAGCUACAAGAUCAGAAUGAGCGAUUAAUAGUGGAGAACACGGAGUUAAAGGCACGUGCUGGGAAAAUGCUGGAUGAGGAAGUAGUCCGACAGGCCUUAAAGGACCGCGACGAUGCUAUCGUGAAGAAGACGGCUAUGGAAGCAGAACUGCUGAGGACUAAACAUGACAUGAUGUGCCUAAACAACCAACUCCUGGAGGCCAUUCAACGUAAACUCGAGCUGUCUCAGGAACUGGAGGCCUGGCAGGACGAUAUCCAGAUUAUCAUCAAUCAACAGCUGAAGAGUCAACAACAGACAGAACAGCUGCAGAAAAGGUCGACAGGUCGCAUGUCUUUCCUCCACAGGUCCAGACGGACCUCGACUAUAACGGAGACUGGUCCAGGGCAAAACCAGUCACCUUGGAGAGACUGGCUGAAACUCCGCAAAUAAACUCUUACUGAUAUCUGCCCACGCCAGGAUUGCCUGCAGACUGUUCCCUCAACAGCGUAGACGUGAGAAGAAAGAAAUGCCAAAGACACCGGACAGGUCAGAAGAACAUUUGGGAGAAUGGACAGACUAGGAUUGCAUUGAUCUCGGAGACCACGGACCUGUUUAUUUCGGAAGAAGUUCUAUUUUGAAAAUAAAAGCUUAAUAUUUGAUACGUAUUAUGACAGGCUUCAUGAGAACUGUUUAUUGUGUUAAAAUGAAACUUGUAUGCUGUUGUCAUAUGAGGAAGAAUGAAACAUGCGCAACGAUCAUGCAGGUCAUGAUCGUGUUAUUGAUAUUUGUUCAGUUUUAUAUAGUAACAUUACAGAAUAAGAUUUAAUUUUGUACUUUUGAAAUGAUCAAAAACAUGAUGACGCAUCACAAUAAGUUUUAGUAAGGUUAACAGUAUUGAAAUGAAAUGAUGCGACAGUUGGUUUAAAAUAUGUAUGUAUAUAUGCAGAGAUUAGCCAAGAUUUAUAAAUGUUAUAAAAGUAUUGUUUAUUGUUAUGUCAUGCUUGUAGUAUUAAUGUCAUUGUAAAGUGUUACUGCUAUAAUAAUUUGUUAUUAGAACGGUCACUGUAAUGAAAUGCUUUUUUAUGUUCUCUAUGUACUUUACGUAAUGUACAUUUUGUGAUCUGACAGAUUUUGUAAUAGAAUUUUUUACAGUUGUACUACCUUUUCUUAUUAGAAUACUUGGGGCAUUCUUCAUUCGUGAUGUCCCUCUACUUUACAGUUAAAAUAAACUUUAAAUGAUCAAAUGUUUGUAUUUUGUACAAUAAACACCAUUUGUGCACUA
Molecule: messenger RNA, 2273 nt
Organism: Triplophysa dalaica
Lineage: Eukaryota; Metazoa; Chordata; Actinopteri; Cypriniformes; Nemacheilidae
Product: BICD family-like cargo adapter 1
Exons: 9
Coding region: 50-1441 (463 amino acids)
Biological process (GO): Golgi to secretory granule transport; vesicle transport along microtubule
Source: RefSeq, a predicted model, not a curated record